AUGCCCUGCGGCGGCGGAGCAGAAGCCAAAGCCGUUGAGGCUUCCGUGGACGUUCGCGGUGCCCGCCUGGCUAUGAGCUUUCCCUGGUAUGGCAGCCCCUCGAACCGGAGCGUCCUGGGCUCCGGCGCCCACAGUGUCCUGGACAUCCUGGUGAUGGUUUUGUACCUCCUGCUGGUCCUGGGCGUCGGGUUGUGGGCUGUCCUGUCAAGCAGUCGUGGGACAGUAGAAGACUUCUUCCUGGCCGGCCGAAGUCUAGCGUGGUUGCCGAUAGGUGCUUCUCUUUUUGCCGCAAAUAUUGGCAGUGGCCACUUUAUGAGCCUGGCUGGGAAAGGAGCGAUGUCAGGGAUCGCUGUUGGGGCCUUCGAGUGGAAUGCUCCACUUUUGCUCUGUGUUCUUGGUUGGAUAUUUUCUCCUAUUUACAUUAAAGCUGGGGUGGUGACAACGCCAGAAUAUUUGAGGAAGAGGUUUGGUGGCUACCGGAUCCCGUUCCUCCUCGCUAUUAUGUACUUAUUCCUCUAUAUCUUCAGUAAGAUCUCGGUUGAGAUCUGCACUGGUGCCAUGUUCAUGAGGCUGGUCUUGGGGUUGAAUGUUUACCUGGCCACCAUAGUCUUGCUGACAGUUACUGGCGUUUAUACCAUCACAGGUGGUUUUGCAGCUGUGGUUUACACUGAUACCUUACACGCUGGCAUUAUGGUUCUGGGGUCGGUCUUGCUAAUGGGCUUUGCCUUUAAGGAAGUGGGAGGAUACCAGGAGCUACUGCAUAAGUACAUAGACGCUAAGCCAAGCAUAAUCCAUGAAGGAAACUGGACUGCCAAGCCAGAAUGCUACAUGCCUCGCUUGGAUUCUUUCCAUAUCUUCCGAGAUCCCAUCACUGGAGACCUCCCCUGGCCUGGAAUUGUCUUUGGUGUCUCCACCCUCUCCUUGUACUACUGGUGCACCAAUCAGAUUUUUGUCCAGCGGUGCCUGGCAGGGAAGAACAUGUCUCAUGUGAAAGGCGGCUGUAUCUUUUGUGGGUACCUGAAGCUGCUGCCCAUGUUUAGCAUAGUGAUGCCAGGAAUGAUCAGCCGUGUCUUAUACCCAGAUAAAGUGGCGUGUGUUGUACCUUCAGAAUGUGAGAAGCACUGUGGCACCAGAACUGGUUGUAACCCCAUUGCCUACCCAGUGGUGGUGGUAGAGCUGCUGCCCAAUGGUGUACGCGGCUUGAUGCUAUCCACAAUAUCAGCCUCUCUCAUGUCCUCCUUGACUUCUGUUUUCAAUUGUGCCAGCACCCUGUUCACAAUGGACAUCUAUACCCGAAUGCGGCCUAUGGCCACUGAAAAGGAACUCAUGGUAACAGGAAGGUUUUUUGUUAUAAUCUUAUUUGCUGUCACCAUCGCCUGGGUCCCUGUUAUGGAAACAGCACACAGUGAUCAACUCUUUGAAUACAUGCACGCAGUUAUGAGUUACCUGACACCACCCAUUGCUGCCGUCUUCCUGCUUGCCAUCUUUUGCAAGAGAGUCACCGAGCAGGGUGCCUUCUGGGGGCUGACUGGAGGACUCCUACUUGGCUUCUUUCGAAUGAUGUUGGAGUUUGUCUACGGACCCUGGAGCUGCCCGGCAAACAGCAAGUGCCCUCUGGUCAUCUGCAGCAUGCACUACCUCUAUUUUGCCAUCAUCCUCUUCGUAGUCAGUCUUUUCACCAUGCUGGGGAUCUCCUUAUUCACAGAUCCAAUUCCGGAUAAGCAUCUCUACCGGCUCUGUUGGAGUUUACGAAACAGCCAAGAGGAAAGGGUCGAUCUCGAUGCAGAGACACAAGGGAAGAGACCCGCACCCCAGGCACAGCCAGGUGAGAAGGAAGAUCCAGAGCCUGCACAGAGCUGCCUCUGGAAGGCAUGGGACAUGUUCUGUGGCCUGGAGCCGCGGCCGAGCCCCAAAUUGGUCCCAGAAGAGGCAGCCGUGGAGAAGAUAGAGCGUGGUGCCACGUCUAAAGGGACAGAACACAGUGCCAUGUGGGAAGGGACAGUGCGCCAUGACACAUCUGAAGGGACAAUGCACAGUGCCAUGUUGGAAGGGACAAAGCGCCGUGAAACUUCUGAAGGGACAGAGCGCAGUACCACAUGGGAAGGUACAAAGCAAGGUGACACGUGGGAAGGGACAAAGCGUGGUGACAUGUCGGAGACGCCCUUCUGGAGAAAAGUUGCCAAUGCCGGCGCAUUCUUCUUGAUAUUGAUCGUAAUCCUGUGCCACAUCCGCUACUCCUAAAGCAGCUGGGGCCCAGGGGCGUCUGGGAAGA
Messenger RNA from Diceros bicornis minor, 2272 nucleotides. Its product is annotated as sodium/glucose cotransporter 1-like. Gene Ontology annotation, molecular function: D-glucose:sodium symporter activity. The record is from RefSeq and is a predicted model, not a curated record. Bases 1 to 2241 code for a protein of 746 amino acids. NCBI's taxonomy places the organism in Eukaryota, Metazoa, Chordata, Mammalia, Perissodactyla, Rhinocerotidae. The transcript is spliced from 15 exons. Gene Ontology annotation, biological process: sodium ion transport; transmembrane transport. Gene Ontology annotation, cellular component: plasma membrane.